Gracilinanus agilis (Agile Gracile Mouse Opossum) is the source of this 4810-nucleotide messenger RNA. RefSeq names its product polypeptide N-acetylgalactosaminyltransferase 15 (gene GALNT15). The transcript is spliced from 10 exons. The record is from RefSeq and is a predicted model, not a curated record. NCBI's taxonomy places the organism in Eukaryota, Metazoa, Chordata, Mammalia, Didelphimorphia, Didelphidae. Gene Ontology annotation, cellular component: Golgi apparatus. The coding region runs from base 163 to 2118 and encodes 651 amino acids.
ACUACAAUCUGUUGGCAGAUGCCCGAGGGAAGCUCCGAGCAAGUUAAGUGACAGGUACAGGCACGCACCUCCCGGGAGGAGGAAGCCCUCCGGCCUGGGGUCAGCCCCAGAGCUCUGAGGGAGGACGACCAUGACCUGCUGUCCUGGGGGACCUUCUCCAACAUGCUCCUAAAGAAGCGGUACAGGGCCGGGCCGCGCAGGCUGCAGUUCCUGGUGGUGGUGUUGAUGCUGGGAUGCUUACUGGUGAUGGGGACCAUGCUGCACCCGCUGCCUCAGGACCUCUCCAGGGACCCCUCUGCCCAGGCUGAGAAGCCCAGCCCCCAAGUGGGCUAUCAGGUGGACUUUGGCAAGCCCCAGGACUGGGUGCUGGAGACAGAGGAAGACAGUCAGGAGUAUUACCCCCUGGAGGGCCUGGCCCCCUUCAUCUCCCUCAAAGAGGAUGAGCUCCUGGUGGCAGUGGCCUCCCCCAGGGACAGGAGGAACCAGAGCCAGCUUAGGAAGGGAGGGGGCUACCGGCUGGUCAAGCGGCAGGGCAGGAAGCUGGAGGAGGGCGCCCUGGCCAGACCCGCCUCGCCCUGGGGGCCCCCGCUGCAAGGCGUCCCCCUGACAGACUCUGACACAGAGGAUGGGGAGCUGCAGCUCGCCAAGCCGGGACUGGACACCUACGGCUUCAACGAAGCCCUAAGUCAGCAGAUCUCUCUGCGCAGGGAGCUGCCGGAGGUCCGCAAUCCCCUGUGUCUGCAGGAGGACUAUGGUGACCAUCUGCCCACAGCCAGUGUCAUCAUCUGCUUCCACAACGAGGCCUGGUCGACCCUCCUCAGAACAGUGCACAGCGUCUUGGACACGGCCCCCAGACCUUUUCUCAAGGAGAUCAUCCUUGUUGAUGACCUCAGCCAACAAGGCCACCUCAAGUCGGCGCUUAGUGACCACGUGGCCCAGCUGGAGGGGGUGAGAUUGCUCAGGAGUAACCGAAGGCUGGGAGUCAUCAAGGGCCGAAUGCUGGGGGCCGCCAGGGCCGCCGGGGACGUGCUGGUGUUCAUGGACUCCCACUGCGAGUGCCACAAGGGCUGGCUCGAGCCCCUCCUCAGCAGAAUCGCCGGUGACAGGAGCCGACUGGUAUCUCCUAUCAUUGAUGUGAUAGACUGGAAGAAUUUUCAAUAUUACCAUUCCACGGACUUGCAGCGAGGUGUAUUUGACUGGGAAUUAAAUUUCCAUUGGAGACCUUUACCAGAGCAUGAGAGGAAGAUGCGCCAGUCUCCCAUCAGCCCCAUCCGGAGCCCUGUGGUGCCGGGGGGAGUUCUGGCCAUCGACCGGCAUUACUUUCAGAAUACUGGAGCAUAUGAUUCUCUUAUGUCCAUUUGGGGGAGUGAAAACCUGGAACUCUCCAUAAGGGUUUGGCUCUGUGGCGGCUCUGUAGAAAUCAUACCUUGCUCCCGAGUGGGGCAUGUUUACCGCAAUCAGCCCCCCAAUGCUUCCCCUGACCAAGAAGCAGCCCUGAAAAACAAGAUCCGAAUUGUGGAGACCUGGCUGGGCUCCUUCAAGGACACCUUCUACCAGCACAGUCCCAAGGCUUUCUCUCUGAGCCAGACUGAGAAGCAGGACUGCAGCGAAAGGCUUCAGCUACAAAAAAGAUUGGGCUGCAGGACUUUCCACUGGUUUCUGGCCAAUCUCUCCCCGGAGCUGUACCCAUCUGAACACAAGCCAGGCUUCUCUGGAAAGCUCUAUAAUUCUGGUGUUGGCUUCUGUGCUGAUUACGUAUCUGGAGAGGGACUUCUUGGAGGCUUGGUGACACUCUCUCCCUGCAGUGACAGCCGGCAGCAACAGCACCUGGAGUAUACCAGCAAGAAGCAAAUAAGGUGUGGGAAGAGCCCAAAGCUUUGCUUUGAUGUGAACCAAGAGGGGCAGCUGACUCUUCAGACCUGCACAGAGGACACGCUCUCCUUGCAGAGGCAGCACUGGGAUGUCCAGGAGAAUGGAAUGAUUGUCCAUAUCCUUUCUGGGAAAUGCAUAGAAGCCACAGAGAGUGACCAUAAGAAAAAUUUGUCCUUGCAAUUGUGUGAUGGGAAAGGCAACCAGGUAUGGAGGUUUGACCAUAUCCAUACUGUGGAUCAACGGUGAGCAUCAAAGACACUAGACAGAAGCUUGCCCUCAUGUAAGGCUGUGUAGGAUCUCCAAGGAUCCCAAAACAGCCCAGGACUUGAAAGGAAAAGGUGCCUUUAUUUGAACUCUUCAGUGGCUUGGACAAUACCGGCAAGAGGCCAUGAAAAGAGCUUGGAUUUCUGAGACCCAGAUUUCCAUCUUAGCUCUAUCAUUUCCUGCUUAUGGUACCCUGAUCGAGAUGCUUCCUUCUUUGGGUCUCAGACUGCUCAUCUGUAAAAUGAGAGGAUUGGCGAGUAUAGCCUCGGAGGGCCCUUCCAGCUCUAAGAUGACAAUCCUAUAAUGGAAUGAGAUGUCCAGGAAAUGUGCAAAAUCUUUGGUUGUUAACGUCACAUCAGUUCUACCUGCAAAAAAGGAUCAAUAUUCUUCACCACUGUAAGAAAAUGAAUGUAUGGGUAGGUACUGAGCUCUUCCUUCAGCUGUGUCAGGAUAAAAAGACUGUCCUGUCAUAAAGCCACAUUCUUCACAUCUGACAUGAGAAAGGAAUUUGAAUAUCUUUGGUCAUGUCUUUGUAGGGGAUGGGCAUCCAAUGCACCGGCUUAUUUGAUCUUGGUCUUUACAGGUUGUCUCUGUGCCCUGUCAUGGCAUGAAGUGAAAGAGAAAACAUUAUGUAGGGUGAUUCCCCCAUGCUGGCCAAAUACGGCCACCACUAUGACCUUGAGUAACCCCUUUUGAGUAUGACCCCUUUUGGUUUCAGUUACCACAAAAUGAGGGGGCUGGAUUUAAAGACCUGUGAGGUCCUUUCUAGCCCAAAGUCUGUGAGCCAAUGGUACUCUAAGUCCACUGGGGAGAAACAAUCAAAGGUUCUUGCUCAAAGAGAGGGAAGAGCUGUGGAAUGGAUGUGAAAGGAAUUGGGUAAGAGUCCACAAGACUUCAAAGCGAAUAUCUGGCUUAGUUGAAUAAUCGCAUCUAAAGGGAAUCAUGAGGUCCAUCUAGGAUGAUGUUGAUCCAAAUCCCUUUUCGUAAAAACGAUGACAGCUUGUAUAUUUCUAGUGCUUUCACAUUCACUAUCUCAUAGAAUGCUCACUACCACGUUGGGAAGUUGGCAGGAAACUGUCCUCUCUCCUGUAGAGUUGGGGCUCGAGGGACUCAUCAAGGUCCCACAGUGAUUUGGUAGCAGAAAACUGAGAUCAGUCCAGUGUCAUCUCCACCAAACUCUGCAGCCUCUUCAGACCCUCUCUGUCUUUUCUACUCCAUGCCUAGGUUCCCACGUCUCUGCCUUGCCCUGGCCCCUGUGUAAAUGAAUGAGAUGUUACUUGUUAUUCCACUUUUAAUCCAUACGACUUAAAUGAGAAAGCAGAGCUGGGAAUGAAUAUCCAGCAGCCAAGGCAAACGUUGAAACAAUGUUGUUCCUAAUACCGUUAUACAUGUGGCUCUCUAUAUUGUUGGCUUCUGACACAUGCACACAUCACUUAACCCCUCAGGGUCCCACACAACUCUCUCUCCAAGACUAGUACAUAUACACAUGUAUAUGAGCGUAUGUAUGUAUGGAUGCUGGCAAUCUGACAUAGCGGAUAAAACACUGGCCUCAAAGGCAAGGAGUUCCUAGUUAAAGCCGGUACAUAUUAGCCACUUGACCCUGGGCACUUCUUUAACCUAUCAGUACCUCCAUGAGAUGUUUUUGUGCCCACAUUUUUGAGUGGUGGCUGAUGUGGAUUCAAAGAGAAUUUUCUCACCUGUAUCAAUGAAAUCAUGUCUGAAUCUCCACCAAAAACAAGGCUAGAGGGCUAGGCUACAAAGUUCUAAUCCUUACUUUUUUGGGCACAAUGAAUAUAUAUAUAUAUAGGAUUGCUGCUGAUGACCAAUUCUCCUUAACAAGAAUAGACUGGGACUCUUGUUGGAGAUGGGGUGGAGAGGAGUAGGAGUGAGGUUAUUCAAUCAAGGGGAAGCAGAGACUGUCAGAAGCUCUCAAAAGAAGGAAUAGGUAGAUGCCCCCCUAGUAAGCCUGAGGUCUUGGGAACCACUGGAGUAGGACAGUGGCUGAUACAUAGUAGGCACCUAACAAAUGUUUGUUGACUUCCUUGGGAAAUGACAAAGUACAAGUUUUGCUUAAAUACAUCAUUAGAGAAUCCUGCUUCUUCAAAAGCUUUAUGCUUGCUUGGAUGAACUGAUUCAUUUCUCCCUAAAUGAAGCACCACUCCCAUUCUCUGAGCAUGAAGGCCUGAGUUUGGAAACUUUCCUCCAAAGAUGUCUAUAUUCUGCAAGAAAUGAAUGGAUUUGAUGCAUUUCAAAUGAGUAAAACAAAACUAAAUAGAUUUUAUGGACUGAAAAAGAUGCAGUAUACUCAACUUCUGUUAGAUGGGCACAUUAGCUUUCCAGUACAUGGUAUUUGAUCCAGUUCUUCCUUCUUCUUCUUCUUCUUCUCCUUCUUCUUUCCUUCCAGAUGGCCUUACUUUAUCUUCGAAGGAAAAAUCAGUGCAAAAAAUGCCUUUUCCUUGUGAUUUGUCUUGGUUUAGAAGAAAUCCAGAAAUUCUCAGCAACAUUUCCAACACUUGAGUGUUGAAAGUUGGCACCAAAAAUUCUGCCACAAGUACUAUGUAGAGGAUAUUCAAAGUAAAAAGAAAAAAAGCAGAUUUUUAAUUUUUACAUCAAUUUUACUGUUGAUCUUUUGUGUGUUUGAACCACAAAUUACUGGGUUAAAUUAAUAUAAUGA